Messenger RNA from Xiphophorus hellerii (green swordtail), 3962 nucleotides. RefSeq names its product calcium homeostasis modulator 1b (gene calhm1b). The transcript has 3 exons. Gene Ontology annotation, cellular component: plasma membrane. Lineage: Eukaryota; Metazoa; Chordata; Actinopteri; Cyprinodontiformes; Poeciliidae. Gene Ontology annotation, molecular function: monoatomic cation channel activity. The coding region runs from base 2210 to 3265 and encodes 351 amino acids. The record is from RefSeq and is a predicted model, not a curated record.
CUUCCUGCUCACGCAACCCCAUGUGCUCUGCUUCGACACUUUCCUGUGCAAUAUGCGCAAGUAAAAGGUUCGAGCUGACUUCCUGAAACUGCCUACUCAUUUCACAUUCAGUGCCAAAUGUACUCAGAGGAUGCAGCUAUAUAGGCUGAAACCAGAAGUUUUAAUACGCUGUUUAAAAACUCAACUUUUUUCCCGUGUUUUUGACAUAAAGGAAUUUUUUCCCCCUGCUUUUGAUUAGUUAGGAUGACUAAAACUAUCUCUGUUUGCUAAAUGUCAAAAGAACCUGUUCAAGUUGGAAGAGAUUGCUGUGCAUUUAAACAAUCCGGGAAAAUCUUGACCACAGUUUGUAAACUAAAACAAUGAAAGUUAAAAAGAAGCUGAGUUUUCAGCCAGGAAAUGAAAGUUUGGGCACAAAUGGGUCUACUAAUGACAACAACAAUUCUAAUCAUGGCCAUCAAACAGCCCUGAUCAGUUUGAUAAGAAGAUUUGUGGGCAGGCGUGAGCCAAAAAGCUGGCCUAUAAACCUGACUCAGUUACAGCAGUUCUUGAGAAAUGGGGCAAAUUUACACCAAACAUUAGAAACCUAGAACAUUAGACCCAUGUCACAUAGUUUAAAAGGCAAAUCUAAUACAAAUUUCUCUCAUUAUUCUGGCAUUUAGCAAAGAGAAAAUAGCUUUGGUACUUCUGGCCAUCCUAAAACAGAAAAAGUUUAGUCUGGUUCAAUCUUAGACAGUGAGAAAAAUGGGUUAUGUUUCUUUUUAAACAGAGUAAAUAUAUGUCUGGUUUCAACUAUAUGCAAAUGCAAGGACUCCACAGCAGCCUGCAGAGGUGAUGCCAAAUAAUGAGGAUCUCACACGGGUUUAAAAUGUAUCUUCUGUCAUUGAAAGGUAUCAAAACUGUCUCAAAGUGUUUCAAAUUUAAAUAAAAAACUUAUGAUUUUUACUGUUGUUAUUGAUCUGAGACUAAUCCAACCGGUAGAUGAGAAUUUAUCUAAAACAAUGUAAACAAUGAGCAAUGAAAUAGUAAUUCCUGUUUUGUUACUAUUUGCAGCCACAAUAACCAAUCAAUUUUUAAGCCGGAAAAAACCUGUGUGAAGUUUGAAUCAAAAAUCAGUUAAAUGUAAUCAUUUGUAAAAUCCAAAAAACGUCUAAAACUAUAUUUUUAUAGUUGAAUAAAUGUAUAUGUUAUCUAACUGAUUUUGAAACUUAAUGCGGGCAGUGUUCCAGAGACAGGAAAAAUAACUUCACUAUCAACUACAGGAGGCUUUGUGUUUGCUCCAUAUUAUUGGUGGUUUUUUUUGGUCUAGUCAAAGACUAGAUAACAGUCUAGUCUUUGACUAGAGUGUCAAUGGAAAGGAGGCGUUUCUUAAUGUAACACUGUUCGCGUUACAUAAAAUCAGUGUACACAAGUCUUUGACUCAGAGAAAUAAUUUUCCUGGUGUUGACAAUCAGUAUCAGGUUACAGACAAAAGUGUAUUAAAUGGCUAGUGUUCAUGAACAGUGGAGUGAACCGCAGCCUUUUAUCUUGUUGUAGGCUUAAAACUGGUUUGUCAAGCUUCAAAUCAUUUUGUGGAUCCAUAUGUAUUGAAACUCCUGUGUGAUAUACAGUAUAUAUAUAUACAGUAUAUAAACAAUUUCAACCUGUUUCACGCUCAUUUCUUCUCCAAGCAAUUGGAAACAGAUUCACCCUUUACCUACGUGACUGCAACCAAAUUUUCCAUCCAAAGCCACAGAUAUUUGAAUGGUUUGAACGUUUGUUUGCAUGUCUGGCUUGUUGUAGCGACGCAGGAACAAUCCAGGCACUCUCACUGAUGGGAUUUAUUGGAUUGACACAGAAACACUUUGCUUUUCAUAUAAUAAUGCGGAAAUAUAAAGUGAAAAGGGGGUUGAAAUAAAGCGUGUAAGAUAUUCACAGGCUUCGUCAGGUUUGCUUUUGAGAAAAUAUAUUUUCUCAAAUCACUGUAACACAGUGAAGGGAGGGGCUUGAUGACAGGAGCUUAGCUCAGCUUUGAGUAUCACCGGAGAAUCACUUCUCAGUCAGCCAGGUGUAUAUGUAUGCUGCGUAUAAACGGAGCUGCAAGACACUCACUAUGGACAUUAUGGUUGUAUGACAAGUUUAUCUUUUCAGCUGUUUAUCCAAGUAUAAAUAACAAGUCUUUUUCCAGAAAUUUCACUAUCUGUAAGCCAAAGCGUCCACCACAUCUCACACGAUGGAUAAGUUUCGUAUGAUGUUCCAGUUCCUCCAGUCCAACCAGGAGUCUUUCAUGAAUGGGAUUUGUGGCAUCAUGGCAUUAGCAAGUGCCCAGAUGUACUCUGCCUUUGAGUUCAGCUGCCCCUGCAUGCCAGAAUACAACUACACCUACGGUAUUGGGCUUCUCAUCAUCCCUCCCAUAUGGUUCUUUUUGUUGGGCUUUGUCUUGAACAAUAAUGUGUCGGUGCUCGCCGAGGAGUGGAAAAGACCCACAGGGAGCCGGACGAAGGAUCCAACAAUCCUGCGCUACAUGUUUUGUUCAAUCACCCAGAGAUCGUUGAUCGCCCCUGCGUUGUGGGUGUCGGUCACCCUCAUGGACGGGAAGAGCUUCCUCUGCGCUUUCAGCAUCAACUUGGAUAUUGAAAAGUUCGGGAAUUCCAGCUUUGUUAAAGGGAUGUCGGAGACAGAGAAGAUUCGACUGCUGGCCAGGAUCCCCUGCAAAGACCUGUUUGAGCAUCAGGAAAUAAGAGUGGCAGCAACACGGUACAUCAAGUGUAUAUCACAGGCAUGUGGAUGGAUUUUUCUCCUCAUGAUGACCUUCACCGCCUUCCUCAUCCGGGCCAUCAGGCCGUGCUUCACCCAAGCCGCUUUCCUCAAAACCAAAUACUGGUCCCAUUACAUCGACAUUGAGCGCAAGAUGUUCGAUGAGACCUGCAAGGAGCAUGCGAAGAGCUUCGCCAAAGUGUGCAUCCACCAGUACUUUGAGAACAUCAGCGGGGAGAUGCAGAGCCUCCACCGCCACCGCUCCGGGAAGGACGAGAACGGCGACGAAGACGAGGACAAGAGAAGUGACGAAGACAAGCUGCUGGGCAUCAGGGCCCAGGACGACAUGAACAAGCUCUUGUGGAACUGGCACACGUGUAAGCCGGCGCUGGCUCUGAGGAAGGACCAGAUGGACGGUGAAAACAAUAGCAAGCUGAACGGGAAGAUAAACGAGGGAUUUAAUGGGUUCGCAAACGGACACGCCCACGAGACCAAAAAAAAGGAAUGGGCCGUGUAUUACAGUAAGGUUUGAAGAAAACUGAGAUAAAACGCUUACAAAUUAGCUCUCAGUCAGUCACUGUGUUCCAGAGAUGUAGCCUUUAUUUUGUUUCCUCGUUUUAGAAGUUAAAGGAAAAAGACUUACGUUACGCUGACAAAGUCUGCAAUCAUUGCCCAUCUCUUCAUAUUUUGCUUCCAUUCAGUUAGACUGUUUUUUCCUCUUUUAAAGUUACAUUGGCCAAUAUUUCUUACAGAUUUCCAAAGGCUUUUCAGAGCUUUUCUUUCUAACUUUACUGUUUCCUCCAUCAUUUAAUUUCAGGAUCUGAUCCUUUCUGACCUAUGAAUUAUGUAAGACAUCUAAAUGACAAAGAACAGGAAACUUAACACACAAUCAGUUUUAAAUUGGCUCUGAGUCACUUAAAAUGGCAUUUUAGUAUUAGCAAAGGGAUUUCUGAGAUCAACUCUUUGUGUUCAAGGACUGAACCGAAAGGCAGGAACCAAAAAGGAAAUUCUCAGAGUGGCCUUUAGAAACCCUAAGGAACGAUUUGAUCAACAUUGAGAAAAUAACUUGUUCUUUUAUCAAUUGUUGUAAAUAAUAACCUGUUCCUUCAGGACAGGUAGCUCCUGCUAAUUUUAAACACUAAAUAUCCAUCCAUCCAUUUUCUGUACACCCUUGUCCCUUAGUGGGGUCGAGAGGUGCUGGUGCCUAUCUCCAGCUAAUGUUCCGGGCG